Molecule: messenger RNA, 792 nt
Organism: Papilio machaon (common yellow swallowtail)
Lineage: Eukaryota; Metazoa; Arthropoda; Insecta; Lepidoptera; Papilionidae
Product: SUZ domain-containing protein 1
Exons: 3
Coding region: 4-597 (197 amino acids)
Source: RefSeq, a predicted model, not a curated record
AACAUGGCGGCCCAAGAUGAAGUUGACGUAUGUGAAAGUUGGGAGGACAUGGACGAUAUUGGCUUAGACAACAAGAUCAAACUAAUGUCCAGUGUUCCUGCCCCUGUGAAAUCUACACUGAAAGGUUGCAAGGUUACUAACGUAAUAGUUGAUGAGAGCGCGUGUAUCGGAUCUCAGUGCAUGAUGCCGGAGCCAGCAAUUCGUAUACUAAAGAGACCGUCAAGUCUGGCGAGCGGCCAGCUAAACGGAGAGAGUCGCGCGCGUCCAGUAAAGACUUUAGAACAAAGGCAAAAAGAGUACGAGCAAGCUCGCUUGCGAAUACUAGGAGAAGCACGUAGCCCUGAGGAUGUAAUAGACGAUAAUUUGAAACGGUUGCAAGAGAAAUUCCAAGCCAAUAAUAUCAAUGACACACAGAGUUCGGGUAAAACAAAAAUCUGUCAUACUGACAAUGCCAAAGGAAAAGAAAAGAAAGUUUUGACACGGUUGCCAGCGGGAGCCACCGCAUCUGGGAUAUUCCCUUCCCCACCACCUCCCGGAGUCCUAGUGAUAAGAACACCAAGAGGACCUGACGGUACAAAAGGUUUUCUCCGGAGGUAGCAUUGACAAUGUAAGAUACCUUCCUAAAUUAUCUUGUUAAGUAUCCAUCCAUGAUCAACCAUGUCUUCAGUUAAAUAUCUUUAUGAGUAUACAUUUAGUUAAGGCUUGUUUUAUACCUUAAUUGAAUUGUGCUUAAUAAUUAAAUUUAUUAUAGUUACACAUGUACAUUAGAGAUGAUUUUUGAUAGUUUACCUA